AUGCAGUUGUGCUGUGAAUCCAUAAACGGCUCCUGCAUCAAGAGCAGCUGGUCGAUUAGCAUUCGUAUUUCCAUGUACGUCUUCAUGUUGGGUGUAAUCCUGGCCACCGUUGCCGGCAAUUUGACUGUUAUCAUCUCGAUCGCGCAUUUCAAGCAGCUCCACACCCCCACCAAUUUCCUUAUCCUCUCUAUGGCCACGGUGGACUUUCUCCUGGGGUUCUUCAUCAUGCCUUACAGCAUGGUGAGGUCAGUCGAGAACUGCUGGUAUUUUGGAGACGUCUUCUGCAAAAUCCACACCAGCGUUGACAUCAUGCUGAGCACAGCUUCUAUCUUCCACCUCUCGUUUAUCUCGAUUGACCGCUACUAUGCCGUCUGUGACCCACUGCGAUACAAAGCAAAGAUGAACACUUGUGUCGUAUUAAUAAUGAUCUUCAUAAGUUGGAUAUUCCCUGCCAUGUUUGGCUUUGGGAUAGUCUUUUUUCAGUUAAACAUGAUAGGAGCAGAAGAUACGUUCUACAAACUCAUCUAUUGUGUGGGUGGCUGCUUUGUCUUCUUCAAUGAAACCGUAGGGGUGGUGGCAUCCAUGGUUUCUUUCUACAUCCCAGGAUUGGUCAUGUUGUGUAUCUAUGGGAAGAUAUACACCAUAGCCAAGAGGCAGGCCAGUUCCAUUACGGCUGUCAUGAGCCAAAUGCAGAUCCGAUUUGAAGUGCGCCAUCAUAUUUCACGCAACAGAGAAAGAAAGGCUGCAAAGACUUUAGGCACCGUGGUAGGGGUGUUCCUCAUCUGCUGGUUCCCAUUCUUUUUCUGCACUGCCAUAGAUCCCUUUAUGAAUUACAGAAUACCACCCAUUCUCAUUGAUGCUUUGGUUUGGUUUGGUUACUUGAAUUCUACCUUCAACCCAAUGGUUUAUGCAUAUUUUUACCUGUGGUUUCGAAGGGCCUUGAAGAUAAUCUUAUUUGGGAAGGUUUUUCAGCAGGACUCAUCCAGAACUCAGCUAUAUUUAGAGUGA
Elgaria multicarinata webbii is the source of this 1008-nucleotide messenger RNA. Its product is annotated as trace amine-associated receptor 1-like. The coding region runs from base 1 to 1008 and encodes 335 amino acids. NCBI's taxonomy places the organism in Eukaryota, Metazoa, Chordata, Lepidosauria, Squamata, Anguidae. The record is from RefSeq and is a predicted model, not a curated record. Gene Ontology annotation, cellular component: dendrite; plasma membrane. Gene Ontology annotation, molecular function: G protein-coupled serotonin receptor activity; trace-amine receptor activity; neurotransmitter receptor activity. The transcript has a single exon. Gene Ontology annotation, biological process: G protein-coupled receptor signaling pathway, coupled to cyclic nucleotide second messenger; chemical synaptic transmission.